Messenger RNA from Trichoderma asperellum CBS 433.97, 2543 nucleotides. Lineage: Eukaryota; Fungi; Ascomycota; Sordariomycetes; Hypocreales; Hypocreaceae. The record is from RefSeq and is a predicted model, not a curated record.
CUAUAUAAUACACUAUUUUACUACACACUGCCACAUAUAUUGCGCGAAAUUUACGGUACCACAGUACUACAUCUAAAUCAUUCCCCCCUUACUCCUAGUGUGUGUAUAUCCAAUUUGUAUCUGAUGCCGUCGAGUUUGCAAUGCAACGACCAGGCGCGCCCACUAAAGCGGAAGAAGAAUGGGCGCCUAGCGGAUGACGAUGAAACGACGCGACAAACCAAGCAAACCCGACGCGAUGGCCACAGCGAGGCACACUCCAGCCAACAAGAAGAUAAUUUAUCAGAAACACAAUCUAAGGAACAAAUUGAAGUGCCACAAUGUAGGCCGGAGGGCCCUGAAAACAAGCCCAUAGGAUCUUCGAACACCGUGCCGUCAUUCCCCCUGGAGAGGGAUACUUUUCCUCAAGAAAUCUGGGACCGGAUCGUUCAGUAUUUAGCGGAAAUAUCUGAAAUUAAAUGGUCAUGCGAGUUGCAUGAUAACCUGGACGAUCCGUACCUUGACCUUGAUGGAGAAGAAAGGCGUCUCGUCACAAAGACCCUCCACAGCCUGACACUAACAGGCCGAAUUCUAUAUCGAUCUGCAAUAGAGGCGCUUUAUCGCUCUAUUUGUCUUCGAAGUGCAAAGUCUGCCGCCCUCCUUUUUCGCACCCUUAAGAACGAUACUCUCUUCCGCUACAAUAUUCGCGACUACAUUCGCGAGCUUAUAAUUUUGGGUCCUCUGGCAGAGUACAAGUGCUGCAAAGUGUUGGCAGCUCAAGAAUGGCCCAAUAAAGCAUCUUCAGACUCUACAAUUCACAAAGCCAUUGAGCGAUGGGAGAGCUGGAAAGGCCUGGGGCUUCACCGCAAAGAUAAAGACAGCCUAGAGCCUAUUGUGGCGACCACGAUGAUGGCAGAACUUUUCCGCAUGUCUCCUCAAUUAAAUACUCUUGCUAUUAGGGAUGCCUUCAUCCUACGCCAUCUAGCUUAUGAGUAUCUGGACGUGGCCUUGUCCAGGAUGGACCGGGAAGGAAAAAAGGACAAGGAUGAGAACAAGGCGCAUGUAUUUCCCAAUCUCUCAACAUUUGUACUGUUAGGAGCAAGCGAUGUCAGUCAGGCUGACUGGACGCCAUCGACUAACUGGACGCCAUUGAUUCAGCAACAUUCAAAAUGCGGCAUUAAGAAUUUGCGCCUCAAGCAUAUAGGCCAAUCCAUCAAGGUGCCAUCUUCUGUUAGGCACAUCCAGCUCGACUACGGGGUACAUGAAGAUCUGGGCUUGAGUCAAGUUAAAAAUACUCUCACAUCGUUGGAGAUAUAUUUUGGCGCAGAAAAAAGGGUGAUUCAUAACCAGCCCACAUACCUCAAAGCACUCCCUACUAGUCUUACAAGCCUACGGGUCCAUUCUGGUUAUAUCGCCUCCUAUGCAAGCAUCAGCUUUCUUUUAAAGCCGUCUAUGCUCCCACACCUCUCGAGUCUUGAAGUGCCCAUGGCACUCUUAUUUGAAAAUCCUGGUGUCAUGCAAAGAUUUACAGGGGUUACAGACCUUUUCCCCUCAACUAUUUUAUCGAUGAAAUUACUGGAGGUUUGGCUAGAGAGUUCGCAUUGCUGCGAUAAUUGCGAUGACUAUGGAGACAAAAUGGCCACCUUCCUCCAAAUCGUUACUAGGGACCUGCCACAGUUGAAGUCAUUAGAGUUUCGAGAACAAUGGGAGCACUGGCGCUAUGCUCUCGCAGAUCAAAAGAAGAGGCUCCCAAAAGUUGUGAUAGCUCCGCUGUUUCCCGAAACAUCGAGCGUCCUAUGCCAACGCGCUUCCGUUUAUAUGAAGGAAAGCACACUCACUGCUCUAAGUCUAGUCUCUAAGGCCAUUGCUCUCGAGCCUCGAAACCGCAAGGCCCAAAUACUUCUAGCACAGAUCCAAGCCAAUUUAGGACGCCCAGAAGAAGCCGCCAAGACCAUCGCAUCCAUAGGCUCCCCGGUACACCCACGCGUUACGGAUCCAAUAGAGCGUAUGCUUGCUCAUGUGAAUACAGCCAGGGAGUGUUGGCGUGAGGACCCAAAGAGGGCCAUAUUGGCCCUUAAUAGAGCACUGAAGGAUCAGCGUGAAGACGAUAAGCCCCGUGAAUUGAAACUUAUUAAGGCCAAUGCAUACCUACUUUUACUCCCGAAGGAAGAGCGCCACAGCUCUAACGCAUUGAAUAUCGCUCGUGAACUAAUAAAUAAGAAAAAAAACGAUGUGGAUGCCCUUUUUCUUGCGGGAAAGGCCAGCUGCGAGCUGAGGAAAUACGGUGACGCCGUCAAUUAUUUUCAGGAGGCCAAUUGCUACGACCCUAAGCGAUUAGAUAUAGUUGAAUGGCUCCGUGAUGCAGAAGUUCAGAACGGGGUUGUAUAGUCUGGAUUAUUAAGGAACUGAACUCUUAUAUAUAUUUUAUAGUAUUUGUACACACUAUGCAUAUUCCACCAUGUCACACGAUUGGCAAACACGAUUCACUUCAUCUUUGACUGAGCGUAGUGUAUCAACAUUCUAGCUUGCUUCUAUAGUGUCUAAUUUAUGGCCAACCUUAAACAGGC